This is a messenger RNA of Beta vulgaris subsp. vulgaris (sugar beet), 8241 nucleotides long. RefSeq names its product calmodulin binding protein PICBP. Gene Ontology annotation, molecular function: calmodulin binding. Bases 330 to 7706 code for a protein of 2458 amino acids. The transcript has 7 exons. The record is from RefSeq and is a predicted model, not a curated record. Lineage: Eukaryota; Viridiplantae; Streptophyta; Magnoliopsida; Caryophyllales; Amaranthaceae.
AUUUGAUUAACAAAACAUCUGAUGAAAAAUAAUAAUUAGUCACCCAAAUUAAUCAAAUCUUUUCAACCUACUCAUCUUUAAUAGCCGUUUAUUAUUUGUGUCCAAAUUAGACCAAUCCAUGAAAUCACUUUUGCCCACCAAUUAAAGGGAGAUCACCUCCAAAAAGAAGCAACUAAAUCAACUCCCAAAAAUCAAAUUCACACCCAUACUAGAUUUCACCUCUUUUAUGAAAAGAAUCCAAUAUAUUGUACCAAAAAAAGUUAGAAACAAAGAAAAGUUGGACAUCACAUCAGAUUCCAUUAACCACGAUAUUCCCAUAUGCAAAAAAAAUGGCCAAUAUAACAUUCUCAACACAAGAAACAUACAGAGAAAAAGGGACAGAACCAAGAAAGAAACUGAAGAAAGUGAGGUCUGUUAAGGUUGCAAACCUGGAUAGAUUGAGAUUAUCAAUGAGGAGAGAAAAAACUCGGGUUAAUCGUAGCGUUGUAUCGGAAUCAUCGUCUACUGCCAUUUCAGGGACAUCAUCACCCAACUACAUGAAAGCUACAACUAGCAGUGCCAGAAAAGGGUCAUUGCAAGCAAAUUCUGUAAGCAGCUGUGACAGCAGAACUUCAUCAGUAAAGUCCACCUUGAAAUUGAAUAAACUUGUCUCAGUGCAAGAAUGCUCUGAUUCUGGAGGUGUAGAUAUUUCAGUUAAAGUCAAAUCAGAGAAAUGUAUAAAGAGGGUGCCUAGUUUAAAGCAUUCAAAGAAGUUGUCUAGUAGAAAAUCAAUGAAAAUUCGGGCUAGAUAUUCUCAGUUUCCAGAUGUUGGCAUCAACCACCAUGAAAUGCUUGAAUUUCAGGACAAUGCUGAUAUCAUUGGUGGGGGAAUAGACAUUGAUUCAGAAAUCCCGAAUGUAAGUGGUUCAGAUUUCCAAGAUAGCAUGGUCCCGUCUAGAGCGAAACAAAAGGGAAACUUAGAGCGAUCAAGAUCAAGAAAGUUGAUGAGAUACAAGAGCAUAAGAUCAUCAAGAACAAAGCAGAGACCACAUUCCAGACUCAGUGGCAGAGAAAUAGAGCUUAUGUCUAGUGAUGCAGAACCAUACGACAUGAAAGGCAGCAGUUCUCAAGAAACAAGAAAGAAUUCUGCGAAAGGUUUGACAAGAACAUCUAGUUUGAGGCCUCUAAGAAUCCUAGCAAAGAUUCCAAGCCUGAGACCUAAAAGGAGUAAAGUAAGGAAAAGACCACAAGUUACUCCACUGUCAAGAACAGGUGUUGCUCGUGCCACCUGUUCAUCCGCUCUAAAGAGAACUGCAUUCCCGGAUCAUGACAUUCAACUUCAUUCAAGGGGAGGUGAAUUGGAGGGAACAUCAUCUUUUCAUGUUUGCCCGUACAGUUAUUGUUCAAUUCAUGGUCGCCGCAACCAAGCCCCUUCUCAACCUCUAAAAGAAUUCAUCUCUGUGAAAAGGAAACUGCUCGGUAACCAAAAACGUGAGCAGCUGGAGAGCCACUUCAAAGACGAAAUGGAACAUUACGCAAGUGCCACUGGAAUGGAUCAAUCAACACAAAUAGUCUCUGCUGAAAGUUAUGCAUCAGGAGAAGUCGAGAAUGAAACAACAGAAAAUGCUGCGGAAGCAGAAGAUGACGGAAUAGACUUUCUCGUUAAAAUCUAUGCCAAACCCAGAAGAAAGUGGGCUGCUGAAGGAGCCCUGAGCAAUGAUGCAGAAGCCUUAAAUGGUUCGACAUAUGACCAAGUCAGUGUUGGGGACUAUGAAGGGAAACUAUCAGAAACACUCAGUGAGACAUCAGGACCUGAGGAAAAAUCCACAUUGAAUGAUGGUGAGCAGGAAAUAUAUGAGACCUCCAGAGGUUGUAAUGUUGACCUAGAUGAUAAAACUCAGCAGCAGAAUAGCAACAUUGCAGCUAUAAGUUUGCCUUUAGAAUUACCUGACAUGAAUGGUCCAGAAUCAGGGUCUAUUCAUAAGUCACUUCAACCAAGUAUAGCAGAAGAAGAGCUUCAGAAUCUCUCUGGGGAUCAUUUACAUUUUGCAAGCAGAGACUCUGCAGUUAGUCUAGGUGAUAAUCUGAUCAAUUAUCUCUCCGACAAACAGAAGUAUACAAGCAUGUGGCAGUUGAUCCAUCAGCAACUUAUUUCGAGUGAAGCAUCAAUGAACGAAGCCCAGGGAGUCAAACGAGCAGAUGAAAAAGAAGUUGCAGAUGGAAACGCUAACCAUGAGAUGGAUAACUUGGAUGUUAAACAGAGUAAACACAACAACAAUUUCAAUGAAGAAGGGGACGACCAAGUUGCAGCGAUAGAGAAGCUUGAAUUGAAUCAGAGUGCAGCUGUUAAGUUGGUUCAAGAAGCACUUAAUGCAAUUUUACAGCUUGAUGCAGAUCAGCAGUCAAAUCCAGUCCAAGAAAUGGCUAAUAGUUCUGUCGAUGAGCAUAUCUUAACUCCUCCAACCUCCAAAGAAGAAACAUUCAGUGAAGGUGGUGAUAUAGGAGGCCAAGAGAUGAAAUUGGAAUUGACAGAAAACCAAAACAGAAUGAAGCAAAUAGGCAACAGAUUACUGCAGAAAGAUGAACCAAAUGGGAGAGAGAUGUCAGGACGACAAAUGUCCAAGAGCCUCAGCAAACUCAGAAAAAUGUUUGUGACUGCUAAAUUCAUCAAGGCAAUGGAAAGACUGAAAAAGAUAAACCCACGCAAACCACAAUAUUUAUCUCCAGAAAAAGCCUCAGAGAAUGAGAGAGUACAUCUAAGACAUUUAAGCAUGAACGAAAGAAAAAAUACUGAAGAAUGGAUGCUUGAUAAUGCGCUUAGACAAGUAAUUUCUAAGCUGGAUCCUGAUCAGCAAAGAAGAGUAGCACAACUUGUUGAAGCAUUUGAAACAGUCACUCCAGAGAUGGAAGAGAAGAGCAACAGGAAUUAUCUUGUGAAAAGUGUGUCUACCCCCAUGUACGGAGAAACGAAACAAUUUGUGGAAUUUGAGCAAGAUGUAUUAUCAUCUAAUGAACAGGUUGUUCCUGUGGAAAAAUGUGCAAAAGAAGAUAAUGAAUAUCAGGCGAGCACAACAGAUGACAAAAUUCUGCAAGAAUCGGAUGAGACCAACAGUUCAGAGUCUACUUUGGUGUUACCUGAGAAGAGUUCAAAGGCAGCUUGUGUUAAUAAUAUAUCAUUCGGUGAUAAGGGUAUGGGUGAUAAAAAACCUAGGAACACUCUCAAGGUUCCAUCCCAAUCUUCUAACAGGGAUUCUGAAGUCAGCCUGGUUGGUGAUAUGACCAGUAUUUUCUUUAAUAAACAGAGGUAUACCGGUAUGUGGAACCUGAUUUACCAGCAGGUUGCAUCAAAUGAAGCAUCCAUCAAUGAGCAGCAGCGAGCCGAUGGAUUCAAUGAAGAAGAAGAUGGUUGUGAUACAAACAACUGUCAGGAAACGAAUGACAUGGCAUCAACUCCAGAUAUUUACAGCAUGGAUCAAAGGGAAGAUAAUGAUAUCCAAAGUGCAGCUAGUGAAAAGCCUGAACUUGACCAAUCAGCUGCCAUAAAGCUAGUAAAAGAUGCCCUUAGCGCAAUUCUAAUGCGUUAUGAGCAGCCAACUCAUUUACAGUCCUCUCAAGAUCAUCACAGACGUACUGACAACACUAGAGAUUAUUACAUUUCUGCUCCUUUAUCUUGCACAGAAGAUAAUUCCACUAAGAGUGAGGAAAAGCAUACCUACUCAGACCCAGAAGAUAAGCUGCAUUAUGUAGAGGAUACAAGUUUACCAGUCCAAGGGCAAGUGGAAUGUGAUGAACUGAAGGCUCCUCAGAGAAAGAUGUCCAAGAGCUUAAGCAAGCUGAAAAAAGCAAUUGCAACUACCAGAUUCAUCAAAGCAAUGGAGAGGCUGACGAAAAAGAGCAGUCUGCAUAAAUCACAAAAUCAAUGUUCAGACUCAACCUCGGAGGCAGAAAGAGUUUAUCUGAGGCAUCGAAGCAUGGUUGGAAGGAAAAAUGAUGAAGAAUGGAUGCUCGAUUAUGCACUUAGACAGGUGAUAUCCAAGAUGGCUCCGGAACAUCAGAGAAGAGUCGCACUACUUGCAGAAGCAUUUGAAACACUGCACCCUGACCAGAAAGAGAAGAGCAUUAAAUGUUAUCCUUUAAAAGGUGAAGCCGCUGACCGCAUUGGAUUAGCCACACCCCCAAAUGAAGCGAACAAAUGCUAUCUUGAAUCUCAGCAGCAAAGAUCCAUAUCUAUUGAACAAGUUCUUCAAAAGAAAGAUGAUGGCAUCCAACUACCCACCAGAGAUACAUCUCUAGAAAGAUAUCCAGGGGAACAUCAUGACCAACAGGCAAGCUCAGCAGAUGACGUAAUUAUGCCGGAGACUGAUGAAAUUGCAAUAUCAGAUUCAACUCUGGAGUUGUUUGACAAUGAUUCAAGAUUAGCUUCUGUGGCUGUCAAACUUGAAGAACCAAGUACUGAAAAUGAAGAGACUGGGAGAAGUACUGAAUUUUCUUCCUCAUUAUCAACUGGCAAUUCCGAGGUCGAUAGUGAUAUUGCCACUAUCCUCACUGACAAACAGAAGUACAAAAACAUGUGGCACCUGAUCUAUCAACAUGUUAACCCAAAUGAAGCAUCAACAGCUGGAAAGCAGGAAGUACAUGGAGUGAAUGGAGAGGAACAAGGUGAUGAAGCAGACACAUGCCAGGCAAUAAAUGAUCCAGAAUCAACAACCCUGACUCCUCAAUUAAAGAAGUCUGACGAAGGUGAAGAUAACCAAAAUGCAGAUUUUGAUCAGUCGGCUGCCAUAUAUCUGGUAAAGGAAGCAAUUAAUGCAAUUCUGCAAAGCCAUGAGCAAAAAUCUGAACAAAAGUCCCUUCAAGACCAUUGCGGAGCUGCUGAUGAUGCUAGAGAAUUUUGUUACUCAACGGCUCUAGCUUCUAGACAAGAAAUUUCUGGGGAAAAGAGAGUGGAUAAGCAUAGUAUAUCAGAGCCAAAAGAAAAGCUGCAUAGCGUAGAAAGCACAAGUGGCCCACUCCAACAGCAAGCAGAACAAAUUGAAGCAAUUGAAGCCCCGAAGGAAAUGUCAAAGAGCUUUAGGAAGCUGAAAAAAGCCAUUGCAACUGCCAAAUUCAUCAAGGCAAUGGAAAGACUUAGAAAGAUCAGCCCACGAAAAGUACGACAUUUGUCUGCAGAGAUGGCCACUGAGAAAGAAAGAGUUUAUCUCAGGCAUUUAAGCAUCAAUGAGAGGAAAAAUGAAGAAGAAUGGAUGCUUGAUUACGCGCUUCGAAAGGUUAUUGCUAACCUGGCUCCUGAUCAACAGAAAAAAGUGGCACUACUUGUAGAAGCAUUUGAAAUAGUCAAACCAGCGAGAAAAGGCAUUGAAAAUCAAACGAAAUUAGAGUGGGACCCUGCUAUUGAGUCAGAAAUCUCAACAGACAAUAAGGAACUUCUUGAGUCUAAGCUUGAUGGACCAACAUCUCCAAUGCUUAAUGAUAGACUGAAUAUGCUUGGUAAAGGUUCUACAUCAGGAAAAAGUGUGCAGAAAGAUCAUAGCAUAAAGUUCUUAGACCUCAGGACAGAUUUAUCCCACAAGAUUCUUGAUUCAGAUGACUCCAAUUGUCACAAUCACCAACGAACUAGCAUAAAAGGUUCUCCAGUUAGUGACCCGUUUAGCAGAUCAAUAGUGGGAAAGGAGGAGAUUGAUGCCCAUUCCGUGCAUGAAACAUUUCAACAUACUAAGGAUCCUGAGCAGGAUGACGAGGCUAACAUAACUGAAGGAAUCUUUUGUGACAAACAGAAGAAUACUAGUAUGUGGCACUUGAUUUAUCAACAUGUUGAAUCUGUCAGUGUUGCAGAAGCUGGGAGCAAAGUGAGUGAAGAACUGACCAGUGAGGACCAAAAGAACAAGGGUAGCGCAUCGUCUGAGAUAAUUUCUGAUGCAGAGACUGAUGAUAGUGAUGCAAGCAGCAUAACAAGUGAACUUACUGAGAGUGACGCCAUCAAACUGGUAAGAGAAGCCAUCAAUGAUAUCCUUAAUGCGCCACAAGACCUUCAAAAUGAAUCAACUUCUAACAAUAGAACAGCUGCUUCAGAAGAAGGUCAAAGCGUGUCAAUAGAGGAAAAGCCUAAGAAAAACCUAUCCAGGGGAUUCAGCAAGCUGAGGAAAUUUAUUAUUUGCAAAAAAUUCAUCAAGGCGAUGGAAAAGACACGGAAGUCCUACCCGCAAAAGCAAUUUGGUCUACCCUCAAAUUCUGAUUCAGAAACGGGAAAGGCUCAUCUGAUGACUCGUGCUAUGGGUGAGAAAAAAGGGAUGGAUGAAUGGAUGCUUGAUAAUGUGUUGCAAAAAGUUAUUUCUGAGCUGGCUCCUGUACAACAAAGAAGAGUGUCCUUGUUGGUUAAAGCCUUUGAAAAAGUCAAUCCAAAUGUUGAAGAAAGGGGGAAAGAACUCUACUGCCCUGAAACAAAAUUUUCUGAUACUAUUUCCACAGAAGGGGAAACAAAGAAAAAGGAGGAUGCAUUAUCAUCGCAGGAUUCAGAACUUCCUGGUGGUUUUGACCUCAAGCUAGAUAAAUUAACAACUUCCAGCAAUGAAGUUGUCACAGAAAGAGUUCCGCAAGAAGUCUGCAAAAAGGGAAGUCCUAGCUUAACUAAAGAAUAUGCGCCGAAUGGAGGAACCUGGAGAAGUGGUGGCCCUUGCAGUAAUAUUGCAGCAACAUCUGAUGCAAUCACAACUCUCCCAGAUAACUGUAAGGACCCAACAGAAAUUAAUGGUGCAAAUGCACCAGCUGUUUCACUGGAGGAAAGAACAGAUUUUAGAGAAGAACCAUGCAUUCAGCUCAAGAAGAAAACUUUAAUUGGUGAACACUUGAUUGAGGUUACUGAAAUAGCCUCAAAAUCUGCAAAGAAGUCUCCACAAUCUGAAAACUUGGAAGAUGAAUGGAAUAACCAUUUACAAACAAGUAGAUCUUUGGAAAAAUCUAUCAGCCUGUGGGGCCUAAUACUGCAGCAUGUCGCAACUGAUAUGUUGGAUGAAAAUGAAGCCCCAAAAACAAGUGAAAUUGAUGUACAUGCACAGGGAGACAGCACUAAAAUGUCAGAAAGGAAAAUAGAUGAUUCUUCUCAGCUUUCUUCUAGAGGCAAAAGUUGCAGGGAUAUGGGUGUUCAAACUCCAACAAGUUUUGAGUUUCAAGAAAAUGAAGCAAUUAAGCUGGUAGAGACAGCAGUAGAAGAAAUGCUACUUUUCCAGGACCAGAUUUCUGAUACAGAAUCAAUGACCAGUAGCACAACUUCAGAGCAAGAAGUAUACAGUCCAAAUAAUGGAGAAGAGCCCUCAUCUGCUGCAGCACAGAGCGCUGGAUUUGCAACAUCGCUUCAUAUUGAUACUGUAGCAACUCCAGAUGAAGAUAUAACAUCAUCAAAAGAAAAACUCCCCAACAACUACAGCACGCUUUCCAAAGUCAUUCUGUGUAAGAGGUUCGUCAAGGCAAUGAAAAAAAUGCGAAAACUCAAACCAGUGCAUGAACAAGACCUUUCUCAGACAUCUCACUCAGCAGAAGGCAUUCCUUCAUUACGUCAAGUUUCACCCAAUGAUAAGCAAAGCUGGGAGGAAGCGAUGCUUGAUAAUGCACUUCAGAAAGUUAUUGGAAACCUUGCUCCUGCAAAGAAGCAACGAGUUUCAUUGCUGGUUCAGGCUUUCGAGACAGUUGGUUCACAUCCUGCACCCAGCAGCAGAUGGAAAGGCCGAGCAUGACUCUCAUGAAAAGAAAUUGUAUCACUGUCAUGGCAGAAUCUCAGAUAAAAGAAAAUGAGCAGCGACUCCUAAAAUGCAAGCCAGGAACAGAAUGAUACUCAUAUAUGUUGUCUCUUCCAGAGUUCCAGUCUUCUCUUUCAGACUUUCAAAAUUAGAUGGUGGUGUUGCAGAUGUUUCCAUAUCAAAAUCCAAAAUACAUAUGGUACUUCAACUUUUUUUGAGAAGUUCUAUUUGGGUCUCAAGAUUGCAAGUUAUCCAGUUCUAUAGUACAUAUGUUUCUUUUCAUAGGAAUCAUUAGAAAUGUACAGUUAGUCACAUCGGUUUAUAAUCUGUUAUUGUUGGUUGGUUCUAUUACUUUUAUGUAAUAAUUCAGCAAAUGAUUUGUGAUUAGAUGGAAAUAUGUCCUGUUAUAAAUAAGUAGCCUUAGAAAACAAACCGUAAUGUAAUGAAUCUUCUUCCUCCCCAGUCUCCGGUCCCCACUUCCUCUCCACAUAAUGUGUUGAGUGUUAGAAAUCUAUGUCAUAUUAGAUCUGAA